Messenger RNA from Mercenaria mercenaria, 7490 nucleotides. RefSeq lists its product as uncharacterized. Gene Ontology annotation, molecular function: protein binding. Lineage: Eukaryota; Metazoa; Mollusca; Bivalvia; Venerida; Veneridae. Bases 193 to 6141 code for a protein of 1982 amino acids. The transcript has 3 exons. The record is from RefSeq and is a predicted model, not a curated record.
UAAUACUUGGACCGGUCGAUAAAUCAGUAAUUUUACGUUUGUAUUUUAUCGAUUGGGUAAAUACAAUUAAAUUAAAGUUAGCACAAACUACACUUAAUUCAAAAGGAAUAGCUGAUAGUAUGCAGAGUUUAGUUUAUUAAGAUUUGUGAUCAAACUACGUUGUAGUGGCAUUUACAUUAAUUUAAAAAAAUAAUGAAUGUAAGAAACUUAAGACAAAGCAGGAAGCAUAAGAAUUACGUAAGUGCUCUAGUAGCUGUGAACAAAACCAGUGAUGCGUUAGAAAGUGUAACUGAAGAUGGUCUACGAACUGUUCAUAAUCAAAUUCAACAGAAUUUAGGACAUCAUCAUUUUCCUCAGUGUGUUCAACAAUGUAGUAGAAUCUUCAGAGACUUAAAUAGGUGGUGCGGCACAUGUACCAGCUGGCGUAUUGAAUUAGACGCUUAUAUGACACAGGGUGCGCGACAGAAUAGAAUACGUUGGACUGACAUGAAAUCUUGGACUUGGCCAGUAGAUGAAAGAAAUAUCGCCGAAGUAUUCAUUCUUCCGGGAUGGAACACAAACAAUAUCAAUUUGAAAGAUCUAUCGACAACUUUAGCAGUAUGGAAAAGGUGCUCCGUCUUUCAAAGACACGUUGUUCAAGCUGCCGAGCCCCUGAAAAAGAAUCGCAAUCAACUAGUACACGAAUACAAUGCAUCAAUGAAAAUAACAAAUGCAAAGAAAAUUGAAAUAUUUCAAAACAUAAGAAAUCUCAUCACACACCCAGACAUUCAACCUCUUAUACCAAACCAUAAUGAUCUUAUACGUAUGAUUGGUGAGCUUGAGCAAGGGGAUUUAUUCAAAUACGAAGACGAUAUUAUGAAUGCCCUGAGGAAUAUUGGGAUGCAGAAUGAAGAUAUUCAAGCGAGGUUGGAUAGGCAUGCUCUUGGACUUCAGGAAGUUCAUACAAAACUGGACCAUCUUGGUCGUACAAUUCAACACGUGUUCUUUAGACAAAACGUUUUAACUGUUGCGUUCCUGUUUUGUCUUACUGUGGUGAUAUUUUCCGGACUUUCCUAUCAUCUGAAUUCUCAAAAGUGCGAAUUGCUGGAAAACCUUGAUAUAAGAAGAAACGAACAUAAAUUUGGUUUCCCGGAAAUUAACUAUACAUUGAAGUCAACAGAAGGUUGUCUCGCUGAAAACUUUAGUUCUGUCGAUCACGGGAGAGUUUAUCUAUUUGAAUAUAUUUCACACCAUAAUAAUUUUACUGGAAGAACAUGGCUAUUUAAGAUAAUUGAAGACGAGCUAUUAUUUAAGUCAGGUGAACAUCAUGGUCUGAUCUUAGAAGCUGGCAUGGGUUAUGGUAAGUCUGCUGUUAUGAAACAAAUUAUAUGUUCAUCAACGAACAAUACAGCCAACAGAAUAAGGAGUCGCCUUAUGGCUUUUCACAUUUGCCGUUUUGAUGUUACUGUAUCAAAACAAUCAUAUAUAUUUAUUUUUCGUUUAAUGGCAAUGUUUUCUGCUCAAAUGCCAGAUGUAGGUAUGACUGUGAGGAAAUGUCUGGAGGUAUUUGAUAGAGGACUAUGUGAAAUGGAUCCAAAUGGAUGUCUUGAUCAGUGUAUAAUAAUCCCAUUGAAAAACGAGACAUAUUCCAAAUACAAACCGGUUAUAAUACUUAUCGAUGGACUGGAUGAGUGUUACAAUUUAUACCGUGCCAAAAAUGAAAUAUUCUUACUUUUAAAGAACAGGAUUCAUCGGUUUCCUGUUUGGGUACGAUUUUUGAUAUCAAGCCGAAGAGGAUCUGAGGUAAGACAGCUUGCUAGGUACUUGAGGGUCAUUACCUUAGACGACGAUGAUUUUAAUAAUAUACAGGACAUCCAACUGUAUUUGCAAAAGUCAAAUAUCAAUACUUCUGAUAUAAAGUAUACAGAAUUAGCGAAAUCUAAUUUGUCAAAUUUCUUAAUAGCAUCUAGUUUGAAUAACAAUUUUAACUUCGAAAAUGGGAACAUCAUUCCACUAGUUCUUGAUCAAUAUUACGACGAGCAAUUUAGAAGACAGUUUGAAGCCACAUCAGAAAUGGGAUUUGAAGAUGCAAAAGUUUUACUAGAAGUUAUAUGUUCAUCGUUUCAAACCUUAACAGAAGAAAGACUGUGGAACAUAAUAUUUACCAUAACGCACAUCUCAAAAAAAGUAUAUCAGCAAACAUUAAAACGACUAGAACCUUUCAUGCAUCAUACUGAGAGUAAACUAUAUUUCAAACACUUUUCGCUACAACAUUGGCUGCUGAAUAAUACCAACGAAGAUUUUCAUAUUGAUAGAGCUAAUGGGCACAUAAUAAAUGCAUUAUAUAUUUUCAAAGAUAUAGAUAAUGCAAAUUAUAAUAUAGAUGUAGUUGACCUGGCAAUCCAUGUGAGCUAUGCUAAAGAUGAAAAUUUAGUUCAAAGGUUUCUAAAUCUUUCAGAAACACAGAGGGAUGAAUUACAGGAAUAUAAUCCUGUGUAUCCGUUGAUACGUUUAGCUCGCAGGGUAGAUGACUUCUUAAGCACAGAUAUGCUUGCAUCUCAUUUUAAGGACAUUGAACGAUUAGAUCAUAAUAACUUCCCGGCUCUCUUUAUAGCGGCAUAUAUGGGUCAUUUACAUACGUUUGAAGCACUUGUUAAACGAGGCGCAAAUAUCACUUUUCGGACUAAAUCAUUUCAUAGCAUUAUUGACUUUGAAAGCGCAUUUUUAGUUUCAUUUGAACAUAAAUUCUGGGGGUAUGGCAUUUUAGACAUUGCAGCGCAAAACGGACACGCCCAUUUGGUUAAUUAUAUAAUUAAACAAAAUGGAAACAUGUUUCAAUACCCUGUGCAAAAAAUGAAUGCAGCAAAUCUCUUACCGAUUCAUUUAGCUUGUAAGAGAGGACAUAUAAAUGUUGUUAAACUUUUACAUCAAAAAUAUCCCUACAUGCUUGACUGGCUUUGCUUGUAUUAUGCGUCAGAAAUCGGCAAUAAAGAAUUUGUAGAAUUCAUACUUAAUAAAAAUUUGACUGAUCGAUGUAGCAGAUGUGAAAGUUCCAUUCACUGGAUUCCAGAUAAAAAGUUACGCGUGCAAGGACAAAUUGUUAGUCAUGAAACCGACCCAUAUGAAUAUGUUUUAUUCGACGACUGGAAUAAAAUAGCAUGUGAAUCGGCACUACAUGUAGCUGUUCGUAAACACAGGUUAGACGUUGUAAAAAUAUUAAUAAAGCAGCCCAAAAAUGCCGUCAACUGUUUCGAUAGAGGAGGUAGAACUCCCCUUAUUGUCGCUAUACAAUAUGGAUACCGAGACUUCGUAGAAUAUUUUGCAAGUGUCGGACUUUUAAAAGGAAACGAGACGUGUGGAGAUGUUCCUCUAAUAAGCAAUACAUUUAACCUUCACGAAAAUGAAGUAGAAAAGCUUAAAAUUCAUUCAUGUGAACCCUUCAUGCCAAUAUAUCAUGUUGCUGCAAAAUUUAACCGGUUGUGGCUUGAUGAAGUAUUUAAACUACAUAACAUAAAAGCGGACUGGUACUCGCGAGACAAUAAUGGCUGUUAUCCACUUCAUACAGCUGCAUGUCAUGACAAUACUGAAUUUCUUUUAUUUCUAGUGGAAAAAUUAGAAAAAGAUAUUGCCAACUAUAAAUGUCAUAAUGGGUCCACAUCGUUGCAUUCAGCCGUUGCCUGUGCUUCUGUAUCUGCUACUGAAAUAGUGUUGUUGAAAUAUAGUAAUUAUGCAACAGAGCCAAGGGAUGUCAAAAUGUCAUAUCUAAAGCAUGCUCUAGGACGAAACGCUAAAUGUAUGUUGGCUAAGGAAAUAGAAACCCUUGAGAGAGAUAUUGCAAUAAUUGUAUCAAUGCUGUUGCUGGUGGAAUCUGAUUUAUAUAUAUCAGGCAAUUUAAACAGGAAUGUUUUACAUUUUUCUAUUUCUAAUGGGCAUUUCGGUACAGUUAAUUAUCUCUAUUCAAGGUAUUCAGAUUCUGCAAUGUCUCUGCUCCAUGAAACGGAUGAAAAUGGAAGAGAUCCUCUGACAUAUGCAAUUGACAAUGCCAAAGUUAUAUUAGACUUUCAUUUACCAUCUUCAAUAUUUGAAAACUAUAAUGUAUUUGAUGAGCCCUUAAGUCUUAUGGGACCAGAAGAAUAUGCUAUACUCUUGACAUUAAACUUUCUCAAAUCGGAAAUUUCUUAUCAAACAUUUUUGGAAAGACUUGUACAGAAACAGUUUUUACAUCUAGUCAUAUAUUUCUUGAAACUAUCGAAGCAACCUUUUGAAGAUACUUCAACCUUAUCAGCAAUUCUAAAGAAUGAUCGGUCUGGAAUUAUAACUCUUGUUUAUUAUAUGAUAUCUACGAACCAGUUUAGUACCUUAGCGAUGUCGGGAACGAGAUUGGAUAUUUCAAGAAUGCCAUUUGCAUGUUCAACAUGCGCAGAAAUUUUAAUCAGGUGCCACACGCAUGAAAUAGCACUUGAAUACCUAAAGAUUGCACAUAUAUUAUCGACUCUGAAUUUUGACAUAAUCAAUAGCAUUAUUCUGAAUAUUUUCUUUCACAAAAGUUCAGCAAAAAUAUUAAGCAACUGUUACGAUGAAUCUGGCUACAACGUGCUCGAACGUGCAAUACAAGGUGGCAGUCCUCAAUUAGUUUUACAUCUGCUAGAUUUUGGUGUCAGCAGCGAACUCCGAAAAGACGUUUUAUUGCAUAUGACACUCAACACAUUACAAUACAAGAAAAGUGGAUAUGAUUUUAUCCAUGUUUCGAAGACAUUAGACGAUUUUCUAAGAAUAUCUUUUGUAAAACAUGAACACGUUUUAAAAGAAUUCAAUCUAUUCAGCCGAAAGAGUCAAUAUUCUAACCGAACAAUGUUCAAUGAUAUAUUCCUUUUGAAAUACAAGGCUUCUGACUUUGAAUUAAUUACAUACAGCAAGAAUUUUACAGACUGGUUGUUGUCUAUAUUGAUUCGUAAAUAUCAUUCUAAUGUAAGUAUAAAACAGAUCUGUUGCCCUAAGACAAAACGAUUUUCUUUUAUCCAUAGACUUCUAUUUGAGGGUUUACUCAAAAGCACUAAGCUCGCUGUGAAGUACUGGGGACCGCAAAUCCUUGAAUGUCGAAAUGCUGAUGACUUCACACCACUAUACCUCUACAAAAUUUUCCAUAAAACAGAAGCGCAUUUCAUUCCAAAAUAUAAAAUUACGAUUAUUCAUCCAAAGAAGCAACCGGAGUUAUACCUCUUAUUUCAUUUACAGUUUCGUUUUUUCUUUUCGAAACUUAAAGUAAAGCAUUUUGACUGUCUGCUGAAAAAUUAUCACACCUUUCCAAUACAUAUUUACAGUCUUAGCAAAACAUAUACUUGUAUUAGAAAGAUUAAUCGUAUGACAAAGAGUAAAACAGUUAAAAUACUUACCAACAAAAUCAAAUGGACUUUGUCCUUUAUAACCGAGAUUGACACAUGGGGAAAAUCUGUAAUGCUGUUUAUGAAAAUGCAUGGACUAUACGUUCAUAAUACCCGUUUGUGUGAAUUAAGAUGGAUACUUGACGGAAUUCCAUUAUAUGAAUCGUGGAAAAAUGAUCAAAAUAAAUAUACAGAUCCGAAUUAUGCACAUUUUACGCGGAAUAUUGGUUUGGUGAAUCGAAUGUGCGGCUUCUUACGAAAAUCCUACAAGAAGCUCAUUUUAUUUUUUAAGGAAAAUGUUAAAGAUGGCGGUGAUGAGUAUCAGAAUUUUGCAGAAAUUCUUAGAAACUUUGAUAGAUAUGAAUGGAAUGUAUAUAAUUGCACAGAAAUACAUAUAGAAUGGACUCGUUACAUUAAACCCGACGUGAAGAUUUUUGUCGAUAUAGCUUCAAGGCACACAUUAAUUUCGUUAAAGCAUGAGCUAAUAGGGAUGGCCCUAAAUCAGUCAAUUUUUUUACCAUUUGCCACGAAACGUUUAGAAUUUAGAAAGAUGCUUUUAAAUAUACAUUUAAGGAUGCAUCUGUUCAAACAUUACAGUUAUAUGGAGGAAUUGUAUAAUUCACAAAUCUUUAGAGAAUCAUAUAUGUACAAAAGUCAAAAUCUGAUUACAUUUUCGAAUCAUGUUUCACAUAUAUCGCAACGUAUUAAGUUUUUACAAUGGCAACAAAACGCAAAAGAAAUAUUUGACGAGUUCCUUGAAAGAAAAGACACUAAUCCUUAAAAGUGAUUUAGUUUAAACAAUAUUUAUUUAUUUAAAGCAACAUACACAUUACAUGUACAACAAUUUUUUACACGUCAAAAACAUGGAUUGGACAACAAGCUGAAGCUUAUGUAAAUUCCUUUCCAAAAGUGAUUUAGACUUAUUGAUUAUAAAGAAACAUCUUUUUAUUUCAAUGAAUUACAGUCAUAAAAUCAAAAUACGGGUUUAUAAUUGCCUGAUAACUGUUAGAGAUCAUUGUACUGUUUUAAAACAUUUCUUUUAUAUUAGCCUCGAAAACUCGGCUGUAUAUUACACUACCGUAUUCACAUUAAUAUUGUGUGAAGUUAUGAUGUACAUCCGGGGUAAAUUAUGCGAUAUAAAAUUGAUCGCGGAUUUUUUAUUAAAUCACACAAUAAUUAAAUACGUGGAAUAAGACGCAAAAGUGUUCAAUAUUCAAAACGUUUGUUUCGAAUGAACAAUAUACCUUGUAGUUUAACCCAUGGCGCUGUCCUUCGUUACAACAUUACGUAUGACGCACACUGAAUAAAAUAAAUUUUAAAUUUUGAAAUGCCAUCAAAUCAAACAGAUGUCCUCUUAUUAUAACAAAGUAACAGUAUGAUUGUUUUGUAGAAGGUGUGGAAAAUUUAGACCUCCCAAUGAUUUUUUUUUCACACCAACACUACAAAAGAUGAAAACGAGAAAUCAUAAUAUGUACAAUUUGCCACAAAUUUAAAUAGAUAGCUUAUACAUAUGACUGUAACGUCUCAGGGUUAUAUUCACAUGAUUCCUAUAAACAACAAAAAUCUUAUCAUGACUUUGUACGCUUUUGAAAUGAUAUACUAUUCUUAAUUUGUAACAGUUGUACAUGUUUCAUAAUAUAGUACGUCUUACUGAAAGUUUAAGAUUUGAAACAGAUUUGUAAAAUACAAUAUUUUAUGCUUGAGUUAUUGUUAAAUAUUUGUUUUUGUGUAUCCAUGUUGGUUUUAGGUAGAAAAAACGUAAAACACUCAGAAAGAAAACUCUCGAAAAGUUAAAAGUUGUCUGACUUUUAAACAAAAUAUCACUUUGUGCAUUUGGCUUAUUUUAUACGAUUUCGACUAAGAAUAGACUAAUUGUUGCAGUCUUAGUCUUGUAUAAAUGUGUUAUUAAAUGAAAUUAUAUUUACAUAAAAAAUGUUGAUCAAGCAUUGAACAGGUUAAAUGUUAUUACUCUAAUGAGUUUCAAUUUGAUUUUGUUAUAGAUAAAUCCUUACACACAUUUGUUUGAUUAUAAAUAUGUAUGAGCUGAACCAUUUUGUGUUUUUGUUGUUUUAUUUCAUCUUUGACAGUUCAUAAAUGUAGACCCGUUAUCUAGAUUAAACCACACCGCCA